Molecule: messenger RNA, 1336 nt
Organism: Cucumis sativus (cucumber)
Lineage: Eukaryota; Viridiplantae; Streptophyta; Magnoliopsida; Cucurbitales; Cucurbitaceae
Gene: PALM1
Product: transcriptional regulator SUPERMAN
Exons: 1
Coding region: 493-1077 (194 amino acids)
Source: RefSeq, a predicted model, not a curated record
UAUUCGACUAAUUCAAAUUUCAUCAAAGUUGUUCAACUUCAUAACCGUUUAAAAUGGUUAACGAAGGUAUAUGAUGAAGUCUCGUUUUUCAAUCCUAGAAAGAAUCUUACACCAAAAGGCAUCAAGUUAAUCAAUCUUACACCAAAAGGCAUCAAGUUAAGCAAUGUAAAACAAAAGCUACCUAGCUAUCUCAUGUCAAAACCCUUUUUUUCUUUUAGUUAAAACCCCUUCUUUGUUCAACAUCAAUUGUAAAUAAUAGAGAGCAGAUGUUUUUGGGGUUGGCACUUUGUCUCCACUCUUCCCCCAAUUAUGCCAAAAGCCCAUUCCCUUCCCUUUUAACCUAUUAUUCCUCCAUUUCCCAUCCCUUUCAAACUCUCACCUCCCAUCUUAAAUGUUAUCUACCCGCUAAACUCAACUCAUCUCAACUACCUUCCAAUUAUUCUCGCUCGACAACGUUUCUCGCUCGACAACGUAACUAUUGGUGCUACCGAAAUGUGGAAUCCUAACCAAGCUCAUCAAGACGAGGAUGAUGAUUCAUGGGAGAUUAGAGCUUUUGCAGAAGACACCGGAAACAUUAUGGGCACAACUUGGCCCCCUAGGUUUUAUAAUUGCACAUUUUGCGGACGAGAAUUUAGAUCUGCCCAAGCCCUAGGUGGUCACAUGAAUGUCCACCGUCGCGACCGUGUACGUUUCCAUCACCAAAUCCAACCCAACUCAAUUCAACCCAUCUCACCGUCUUUCACCAUCCCUACCCCUAAACUCAUCUACAAUGAAAUUGACGAGGUUUGUUUCUUAUACCAACUACCGAACGACAACAUCAAUUUCCUCAACUCCAUCACUUCAUCAGAUUCAUGUCUCCAGUCAUCCUUCACUGCACAACAUCCUUCGAGCACUCGAACCGCGUCGUCCUUGCAAUCCCUAAAGUCUCCAGGAGAGCUUCGAGGUGGAACGUCGAGCUCCUCGUCUCACUGCAGCCACAUAUCUAGCAAAGGAGAUGACUCAUUAAUAUCAAUUAAUGAUGGAAAUGAGAAGGUGGAUCUUGAGUUAAGACUUGGUCAUAGGGCAUCUCCAACUUGAGAAUCAAAGGAAGAGAGAGAUUGAUCAUGAAGUGGAAAUAGUUAAAAACUAGCCCCCUUUAAGUUUUAUCAUGAAGAAGUAAUGGUAAGAACUAAUUAGAAGAGAGAUGAGAGGAGGGAAAGUGUAAAAUUAGGGUUUUAAAGAAAGACAAGGCAAAAGCUAGCAAAUCAGUGAAAUGUCAUUUUCAGUUUGCAUAGAUUUCUGAGUAAUUGAAAAGCUUUAAUUUCUCUGGGCAUUUAUCUCCAUGGGGAUUGUUCUA